Otolemur garnettii (small-eared galago) is the source of this 2578-nucleotide messenger RNA. RefSeq names its product cleavage and polyadenylation specific factor 4 (gene CPSF4). Gene Ontology annotation, cellular component: mRNA cleavage and polyadenylation specificity factor complex. Gene Ontology annotation, molecular function: RNA binding; zinc ion binding. The transcript is spliced from 6 exons. Lineage: Eukaryota; Metazoa; Chordata; Mammalia; Primates; Galagidae. The record is from RefSeq and is a predicted model, not a curated record. Bases 979 to 1725 code for a protein of 248 amino acids.
UUGAUAGCUUCUCUCUGGGAGUAUGAUCCUAUGUAACAGCUGAACUGUCCUAAGCAGCCCUUGAAUAUUGAGUCUGAGGGUCUGUCUUUAGUGCCAGUGAGACCUGCUGUUCACCUUGAACCUGAGAUGCCUUUGAGCCCUGCUUAGAGAACACAAGGCUUAGCUGUCCUGAGCGACCUGUAUGGAGAAGCAGGAGUUAGGAGCCUGCACAGGUGUAGACACUGUAUCUGCAGCUCCUAUCACCUAUGCCAUGGACAUGUAUUGAAGGUCCACCUUCUAGACACUGGAGGAACAUUGGUGAAGAGGACAGACUUCCUUGACCUCUAGUUGGACAUUGGUGAAGAGGACAGCUUCCUUGGAGCUUUUGCUCUAGUGGUCAGGGAAAGAGAGAGAUGGUAAGCCAGUGAGACAAACAGGAGAAUUACUUGUGAAAAGUGCUCUGAAAGAAAUAAACCAUGGUAAGACCACACAAUGGCAUCUAUUCUUGACAAAGUGGUCAGGGAAGGCCUCUUAAGGAGGUUCCUCAACUGAGUACCAAAGUACCUGUGUAGAGGGAUGGUUAUGGAGCAACAAGAGCUGAUGUGAAUCUGGGGAAGGGGUUCAUAUUUCCCCUGUAUUUUGAGUACUGUCAUUAACAUGGAUUGGGAUGCCAAACCUUGAGAUGGGUAGGUGCCCAGGGAAGCAGUUCUAUUGCUAGUGGCUGCCUGGGCAGGUUGCUUCCAAGAGGCACAAGUCUACAAGUGAUGUCAUCACCACAGGGAUGCAUCCUUGAGUUCCCAAUCUAUCCCUGCUUUUGUCCUAAAAGACAGCAUUUCUCAGGCACUUUGUCCCUCAAAUCAUAGAUGUGAAGAGCCAUCUGAGUAGAACAGUCAUUGCCUGGUCUCGGUACAUUUGGAUAUCUGGGCCUUCCAUUGCCCUGAACACCUCCUCUACCUGGAUAAGGGGUGGGAAGAUGAAUUUUGAAGAGUGUGUACACAGAUGUCAGCCUCUGUUGGUAUCAUUAAACCUCUCAGCAGCACUGAUGAAUGUGAAGAAAGGACCAUCACAGCUCCCUGUACAGUGGAGACCCAGAGACACUGCCCUGGGUCUCAGGGCUCACCAGGCAGAGACUGGGUACCAGAACCACCUGACCCCUCCUUUGCCUUGGAAGAAGUCAAGGAGAGCCCGGCCCUGGGUCUCCUGGAGCUAUGCCAGGUAGCUACAUGUCUGGGUUUCCCUGCAGGGGAGUGCAGCAACAAGGAGUGCCCCUUCCUGCACAUCGACCCUGAGUCCAAGAUCAAGGACUGCCCUUGGUAUGACCGUGGCUUCUGUAAGCAUGGUCCCCUGUGCAGGCACCGACACACGCGGAGAGUCAUCUGUGUGAAUUACCUCGUGGGAUUCUGUCCAGAAGGGCCCUCAUGUAAAUUUAUGCACCCUCGAUUUGAACUGCCAAUGGGAACCACCGAGCAGCCCCCACUGCCACAGCAGACGCAGCCUCCAGCAAAGCAAAGUAACAAUCCGCCAUUACAAAGGUCGUCCUCCUUGAUCCAGUUAACGAGUCAGAACUCUUCUCCCAACCAGCAGAGAGCCCCGCAGGUCAUCGGGGUCAUGCAGAGUCAAAACAGCAGUGCAGGCAACCGGGGACCCCGGCCGCUGGAGCAGGUCACCUGCUACAAGUGUGGUGAAAAAGGACACUACGCCAACAGAUGCACCAAAGGGCACUUGGCCUUUCUCAGUGGACAGUGACAGCAGCUGGAGCCAGCUCAGGGCAGCCCAAAGGGCCCCAUUGUUAGGAGCAUGCAUUUAACUGUCUUGCGCAGUGUUAGUGCAGCUCUGGCUGGAGCCAUCCUCUGGGCACAUGGGCAGUCAUCAUUCUGAAGGGUCAUGUCCGUUAGUCUAUCAUUUUGCUGUAAUCUUUUUAUAAAAGGGGACAUGUGCUCCAGUUGGGUCCCUCAAGUGGACAUCAUGUUUAUCUAGGCAUCAGUGCCUCCUUUCUAGGACUCCUGCAUCCCUGCCCUCUGGGGAGGGGAAGGAGUUGCCAGGGAAGGGCUUGUGCUGCAGUUUUGUGUGAUUGUGUGAAAGCUGGCCUUUCCCCUUGUGGUCCUCUUAAAUACCAGUUCUUGGCAACCCUGGGGACUGGUGGGUCCUUCAGAGCUGUGGCCAGGUCAUGUCUGCUUCUUUCCUGUCCUGCUGAAUCUAAAGCUGUGCCUGUUGAUAUGAACAAGGGAGCCCUGGUGGCAAUCCAAUGUCUACACGCCUUAGCCUGGUCUCAGGUAGGCAUGGUUGAGGAGGGUAUAGGGCUCUCAAAUUUGAGAUUCUUUUUCUUCUGGGUUUAAUUUCUCUUGGGACACCUGGCUGACAGCGUUAAAGGUAUACUUGAGCUGGAGUUGCAGACCUUCAGAUAGAUAACCCAGUCCCUCUGAACCUACCUCCUGCCCAUUAAGUGUCUGUACUGUCACUCAGACACCUAUGGAGGAGACGCCCUGUCCCUGAGCCUGGAAAAUGUGAAACUCAACUGCAAACUGCUAGGCAAAGUGGGCCUAUCCAAGUUAAAUUACAAGAACAAUUUUUAUAAAGUUGAUUAAAGCUUGUUUUUUAA